Molecule: messenger RNA, 345 nt
Organism: Lymnaea stagnalis (great pond snail)
Lineage: Eukaryota; Metazoa; Mollusca; Gastropoda; Lymnaeidae
Source: the annotation of a GenBank genome assembly
AUGUGUGUCGUUGUUUUUAAGUCAGGGGCCAAACACCUGCAGCUGCUGAGCGGCGUCAACCCGAUGGCGUACUGGUUCGGGAACUUCUUCUUCGACCUCACCAUCUUCCUCAUCAUCGACGUGUCGUCGCUGAUCACCGUGGCGGUGAUAUACCCCGCCGUCUACAUGUCGGAGGGCCGCUGGGUGGUGACGCUGACCACGGUGCUGCUCUACAGCCUCACCAUCUUGCCGUACAUAUACUGCGUCCAGUGGAUCUUCAAGAGCCCGUCGAACGGCGUCAGCUUCAUCAUCGUAAUUAACAUAACUCUGGGUAAGCAUACUGAUAUGUUAUCAUGUCGAAGCUAA